AUGUCCAAUUUAUUCAAUAAAGUAAAGAAGCUUGUCUCAUCAGCAGCAUCGACAAUAUCGGGAUCCUCAACAAGAACAUUCGUUGGAAAAGAUAUCAAGGGAAAUAGCUAUUUUUUGGAGGUGGAUACAGGAAAGGAGAAGAGAACUGUAGAGUAUUCUAAAGGCUAUGAUACCUCUGCUUUGCAUUUACCUCAAGAUCUUCCAUUGGAGUGGGUUUCGUGGUUAAAGUAUUUACGUGAAAAACCACCAACAGAAAAGGAAUCCAAGAUUUUGGCUGAUUAUAGAGAAAAAUUAAAAGCAAAUGGAGAAAAGUGGGAUGAAGAACAAAGAAGACUCUUUUUACAAAAUCAAGCAAAUGAGGGAAAUGCUAGAAAUAAUAUUAGGAGUGAAAAUGAAAAUUAUAGACCAAGUGAUACACCACCAUCUUUCCAAUUUGUUGCAGAUCGUCUCAAAGAAGAGGGAAAACUCUCUAAUGAAGCUGCCACUUUGACAGAAGAAUUUGAAGGUGGAGACAAGUCACAAAAUGUAAGACUUUCAAAGAUGUUAUCUGCAAGUGGAGAAUUGAAAUCAACCUAUUCAGCUAAGGAAAUGGAACAAUUGAGGAGAGGAUCUAAAAUUGCACAAUACGAGGAAGAGCAAGCCAAAUCAGAAAAAGAUCCAUUUGCUCAUCUCAUUCCAGAUGCCAGAUAUAAGAGAAAUCGUACUGAUGAAGAUGUUCAACAACUUCUUAACCAAGCUGCUGAAGAAUUUGAUUUACCAAAGGAUAUGAGAAAUCCAUCCAAUCUCACUCAGGAACAAAUCAGAAAUGUAUCCAAACAUUACUCAAAAUCUAGAACUAGUCCUUUCCUUGGUAAGAAACCACAAGUAAGAGCCAAUUCUGGAUUUGUAAAUAAUGAAGAAGAAAAGUAAUGUGUUUUGUAUCAAUUUUAUUAUAAAUUAUCAUUCGAAGUUUCAAGG
Messenger RNA from Naegleria gruberi, 957 nucleotides. RefSeq lists its product as uncharacterized. The record is from RefSeq and is a predicted model, not a curated record. The transcript has a single exon. Gene Ontology annotation, biological process: mitochondrial respiratory chain complex I assembly. NCBI's taxonomy places the organism in Eukaryota, Heterolobosea, Eutetramitea, Acrasida, Naegleriidae. The coding region runs from base 1 to 909 and encodes 302 amino acids. Gene Ontology annotation, cellular component: membrane.